Molecule: messenger RNA, 4061 nt
Organism: Helicoverpa zea (corn earworm)
Lineage: Eukaryota; Metazoa; Arthropoda; Insecta; Lepidoptera; Noctuidae
Product: ATP-binding cassette sub-family F member 2
Exons: 11
Coding region: 132-1985 (617 amino acids)
Molecular function (GO): ATP binding; ATP hydrolysis activity
Source: RefSeq, a predicted model, not a curated record
AAAAAAAAAAGUUGAAUUGUCUCUGGCUGACAUUUGUAAGUCUGUGAAUUUUCAAAUGUCUUUCUUUUUAAUUCAGCACGUGUAGACGCUGACGACUUGCAUAAAUCAUCCAAGUAAUUUAGGUAUCCAAAAUGCCGUCUGACGCAAAGAAAAGGGCUCAACAGAAGAAGAAGGAGCAGGCAAGCAGUAGGAACAAGAAGCCUGUGGCCAGAGUAACAAACGACGAGAAUGGGUCGGCUACCAACGGCACUAAGGAAGAGCGAGAGCUUACCGCAGAAGAGGCGCUAUGCCUGAAGUUGGAAGAAGAGGCGAAAAUGAACUCGGAAGCCAGGUCAUGUACCGGUUCCCUGGCUGUGCACCCGAGGUCAAGAGACAUCAAGAUCGCCAACUUCUCUAUCACCUUCUACGGCAGCGAGCUGCUCCAGGAUACCCUCCUCGAGUUGAACUGCGGCCGAAGAUAUGGCCUCGUUGGAUUGAAUGGAUGUGGCAAGUCGUCACUGCUGGCCGUACUGGGUCGGCGAGAGGUGACCAUCCCCGCGCACAUCGACAUCUUCCACCUGACGCGGGAGAUGCCCGCCUCCGACAAGACUGCACUCGAGUGCGUCAUGGAGGUCGAUGAGGAGAGGAUCCAGUUGGAGAAGCUGGCUGAGGAGUUGGCUCAGUGCGAGGAUGAUGACGCCCAAGAACAGCUGAUGGACGUGUACGACCGGCUGGAGGACCUGAGCGCGGACACGGCGGAGGCGCGCGCCGCCAACAUCCUGCACGGUCUCGGCUUCACCAGGGAGAUGCAGCAGAAGGCCACCAAGGACUUCUCCGGAGGUUGGCGUAUGCGUAUCGCACUGGCUCGUGCUUUGUACGUGAAGCCCCAUCUCUUGCUGCUCGACGAGCCGACCAACCAUCUGGAUCUCGACGCCUGCGUGUGGCUUGAGGAAGAACUCAAACACUACAAACGCAUCCUGGUCCUGAUCUCCCACUCUCAGGACUUCUUGAACGGCGUGUGCACGAAUAUAAUUCACAUGAGCAAGCGCCGACUGAAGUACUACACUGGUAACUACGAAGCUUUCGUGCGGACGCGCAUGGAGCUGCUCGAGAAUCAGAUGAAACAGUACAACUGGGAGCAGGACCAGAUCGCUCAUAUGAAGAACUACAUAGCCCGGUUCGGUCACGGUUCCGCGAAGCUCGCGCGACAGGCGCAGUCCAAGGAGAAGACUCUCGCCAAGAUGGUGGCUCAGGGCCUGACGGAGAAGGUCAUUGACGACAAGAUCCUUAACUUCUACUUCCCCUCGUGCGGGAAAGUGCCGCCUCCCGUUAUUAUGGUGCAGAACGUGUCAUUCAGAUACACCGACACGAGCCCGUGGAUCUACAAGAACUUGGAGUUCGGUAUCGACCUGGACACGCGGCUGGCGCUGGUCGGGCCCAACGGCGCCGGCAAGUCCACGCUCCUCAAGCUGCUCUACGGAGAUCUUGUCCCCUCGACGGGUAUGAUCCGCAAGAACUCUCACUUGCGCAUCGGGCGCUACCACCAGCACUUACACGAGCUGCUAGAUCUCGACCUCUCCCCGCUCGACUACAUGAUGAAGGAGUUCCCCGAAGUCAGGGAAAGGGAGGAAAUGCGCAAAAUUAUCGGACGGUACGGUCUGACAGGACGGCAGCAAGUCUGCCCGAUGCGUCAGCUGUCUGACGGACAAAGAUGUCGCGUCGUGUUCGCGUGGCUCGCGUGGCAGACACCACAUCUUCUGUUACUAGACGAACCUACCAAUCACUUGGAUAUGGAAACCAUUGACGCGCUGGGCGAUGCCAUCAAUGAGUUCGAUGGUGGGAUGGUGCUGGUUAGCCACGACUUCAGGCUUAUUAAUCAGGUCGCUGAAGAAAUCUGGAUAUGCGAGAACGGAACAGUCACAAAAUGGCAGGGCGGCAUCCUGAAAUACAAGGACCACCUCAAGUCCAAGAUCCUCAAGGAGAAUGAGCAGAACGCCCGCAAAUAGUCCAAUGCCUAGCUACCCUUAGUUAACGUGCGUCACACACCUGCGACUCACAGACUACCAGCCGACAGUUGACAAACAUUAUCAUACAGAAUCGAGUUAAACACCAGUGAAAAGGACACUUGUUAUAUUGUUAACGUACGCGGAACCUCACCGUUGUUGCCUCAUGACGUCUCUCUGGUCACGCUCCGUGCGGGCUGACCUAUCCUAAGCAAUAAUUACCGAAUACAAUAAUGUCUGAAAUAACACUUAACAUGUUUACUUAAUAGAAUUUACUUAAUAGCACUCGAAGUUAUUAUAUUGUCCGUUAUCUAGGAACAGUUGUUAUUGAAAUUACUUAAAUUGUGUAUGUAAAUGUUAUAGGCAAUGUGUAUAAUGCAGGCAUUCUAUACAUUGCCUAGGUAUUGUAUAAAAUGUCUGAAGCGCAUCAGGCAAUGUGUAUAAUGAACGACCGACUGUAUAGUGCGCGAAUCGUAUUAUACACAUUGCCUGAACGUUUUCGGCAAUGUAUACAAUGCCGGAUUAUACACAUUGCCUAUAACAUAUACAAGCAUGCCGCACGUGUUUGUCUAGCCGUAGUCUAAAUUCCGCGUUAGGUGAUAGUUGUAAGACAUUGAUGUUCCAAUAUUGAAUAUUUAUCAUAUUUCGGUAUUUACAUGAAUACGGGCGUCGUAUAUUGUUGCGACUAUAUAGUUAAUGUUUGUUGCGUUCCGCGACGCGUGCUCGGCUAUGAUGAGCACGCGAUGUAGUGCGGUGCGUAGUCACAGGUGUAGUAGAUUGUCGCUUAGACCAGUUGAAACGACAGUUAUUAAUAGGAUUGUGAUUCCUUAAGCUGCCUAUUAAAGCUUAGUUAUAGUGGUAUUAUAAAUCAAUUUGUGAUAUACUUACCGGGUGAUGGCUGCCUAGCUGCGGGCGGGUUCUUCACGAGCGCUCUGAACGUAGCUUAAUCAAUCAUUACAUGUGAUUAUAAAUUGGCUAAGGUUGAUUUUAAAUUAUAACAUUUUAUUACAUUUGAUUAUAAGUUGAUUUUUAAAUUAUUGAAUUUCAUAAUCAAUGUAUCAUUUGAUUACCAAUUAAUACAAUUUAAUUAUGAAUGAAUAUAUCAUUGCCAUCUCUCGGUAAAUGUUCACAGUGUUAGAAGCAUUUACAUUUGGUUGCCCACUGCCUUAUGAAAAGGUGCAGUGAAAGCCAGACAUUCAUAAAAUAUUAAUCAAUAAGACUUAUGCCCCAGACUACAAGGGUAAUAAAUUAGUAAUAUUAAAUCGUACAGUGUAAUUUAUUUGUUCAUAUUUCACAUUCAUGCAUAAUAUUAUUGCACAGCGCACUUCAUAUAAGUACCUACAGAGCACACCUAGCACGGUAGUAGCGAAUUUGUAGUACUUGAAAGUUAUAGUUGAAUGUUUCCCGCUUUCAACUGCUGCCUGUGACGUGUGCACGAGGCAUGAAUGCGUCCGCCGCAGUGGACGACCAAAUGUAACUGUAUAGUAACUUGUAACUCGCCGCCGUGGUAACUAGAUAUAAUAGUGAAUGUUUCGGCUUACAUAGGUAGCAACACGGAUGCCUUCUGAAUAGUUUUUGAUUACAUUAUUUAUAUUCAUCAUAAAUUAUAUUUAUACGCCUCGUGCAAGACUCCCAGUGGGCAGAUAUACAGGGGGUUGUCAGUGAUACCAGGGUUGUGAUGAUCGGCUUACGACAUCCCUUUCCCUUAAACAUUUAUGUACACAACGCAAUUGAAAUGAAAGUAUCCACUCGUAAAGUAUCUGUGUGAUUUCGUGAGUAUUGUUUUAGCCAAAGGCUAAUUCGCUGUGACAAUUAAUUAGUUUAAUCUUAUAAGUUAAAAUUGUUCAGCACGUAUGUCGCCACACGGCUCCCAGUGUGCCGGUUGUAGGUAUUUCUGUAUGUAAUACAUUAAUUUGGCUGUCUCGUUAACCGAAUUGAACACUAUGACCUUCAGUUCGUACCUAACUCGCGUAAUAGUAUUAAUUUGUAUUUGAUUAAAGGGAUUUAAUUAUAUUACAUUUUCAUAUAAUGCUUGAUCUGAGGCAAAUUUAUAUAAAUCAAUAAAAUUAAACACACGGA